Molecule: messenger RNA, 5952 nt
Organism: Poecile atricapillus (Black-capped chickadee)
Lineage: Eukaryota; Metazoa; Chordata; Aves; Passeriformes; Paridae
Gene: ZNF687
Product: zinc finger protein 687
Exons: 11
Coding region: 191-3910 (1239 amino acids)
Source: RefSeq, a predicted model, not a curated record
CGGGGCCGUGGGGGCCCAAGCAGGAAGUGGCGGAGAGGAAGCGGCGCCGCUGAGGGGCCCGAACGGGACCGGGAUCGGGAACCGGGAUCGGGAACCGGGAACCGGGAACGGCAUCGAGGAGCGGCAUCGAGAAGCGGGCAGCGGCAGCCGGGGAGCGGCCCCCGAGCGCGGCUCCAGCUCAUUCCCAGCCAUGGGGGACAUGAAAACCCCGGAUUUCGACGACCUCUUGGCCGCCUUCGACAUCCCCGACAUCGACGCCAACGAGGCCAUCCACUCCCACCACGAGGAUCCCGAAUCCCACGGGAAACAAAUCCCGGGAGACGCCGGAGCCGCCGGCGCCGCCGAGCACGUCCUGCCCCACCCGGACAUCUCGGCCGUCAGCGUCAUCGUCAAGAACACCGUGUGCCCGGAGCAGCUGGAAAACUUGGAUUCCCGAGGGAAGGAGGGGCACGGGAUGGCCCCGAGGCUCCUCCAGAACGGAUUCGGAGCUCCCGACGUUCCCAGAUCGCCCAAUUCCCGCUCCGGGGAGGCGCCUCCCAACGGGGAGUGCUGGGGCAAGGAGAAGAAUUCCAAGGCUUUGGAUUUGUUCUCGCAUUUCAGCCCCGAUCCCAACGAGGACGGCGCCAAUUUGAUCGACAGAUCCCGGGAAUGUAAAGGCAAGGAGAAAUCCCUGGCUGUGCCCUCGCUGGCUCCGUCCCCAACCCCGGCCGUGGAUCCCAAGAGAUCCCUGGGAGAAUCCUCGGAGGGGCUGGAUCCGCCUUUCCCGGCGCCGUUCCGGGCGGGAGCGGCCGGCGAGGGAUCCCACCCCGUUGCCCGCAUCAAGAAGGAGGAAUCGGACUCGGAGGAGGCUCCGGGCAGGAGCUCCAGCCCCAAGGGCUCGGUGUUGGAUCACCUGAAAUCCGUCAGCGUCCGUUAUUCCGCCGCCGAGGAUUCUCCCGCCGCGCCGUGGCCGGGAUCGGACGCGGCGGCGCCGGACGGCGGCGGCGGCGGCGGCGCCGAGGUCAAACGCUCGCCCGGGAGCCCUCGGGAAUCUUUCUCCUCUCCGGGAAUUCCCAUCCCGCCCUCUCCCAAGCAGCUCUCCCUGAAGGAAGAGCGGGAAAUGCUGGAGAAAUCCAUGGGGAGCCCCGGCAGCGUUUCCAGCGGCGAGGAGGAGGAGGAGGAGGAGGAAGAGGAGGAGGAGGAGGAGGAAGAAAACACCAACUCGCCCUCCUCCAGCUCCUCGCGGCCGCUCAAAGUCCGCAUCAAAACCAUCAAAACCUCCUGCGGCAGCAUCACCAGGACGGUCACCAGGGUCUCCUCGGACUCGGAGCCGCCCUCCGCCGCCACCCUGAGCCAGCAGAAUUCCCAGGAAUCCUCGGAAUUCCCGGCGGAGGCGGCGCCCAGGGAAAAGCCGGAGCUCCCCGGCGCUCCGAAGGGCGCGGAAGGGCCCAGGACGGUGAGCGUGCAGCUGGGCAACGGCACCAAGCUGAAGGGCACGGUGCUGCCGGUGGCCACCAUCCAGAGCGCCAGCAGCGCCAUGCUGAUCGCCGCCAGCGUGGCCCAGCAGAAAUCCGCCGCGCUCCCGGCAAAGAGCGGCAAAUCCGUGGCUAAAAACAUCCUCAGCUUGGUGCCGCAACCCCUCCCCAAAACCAACGGCGCCGCCAAAUCCGACGGCGGCGGCGGCGGCGGCGCGGCGGCGAAAUCGGCGCCCGGCGUGGCCGGCACCGUCAUCUCCCGCAGCCAAUCCAGCCUGGUGGAGGCGUUCAACAAAAUCCUCAACGGUAAAAACCCUCUGCCCACCUACCGGCCCAACCUGAGCCCGCCCGCCGAGUCCAGCCUGGCGCUGCCGCCCGCCGGCUACCGCUGCCUGGAGUGCGGCGACGCCUUCGCGCUGGAGCGCAGCCUGGCGCGGCACUACGACCGGCGCAGCAUGCGCAUCGAGGUCACCUGCAACCACUGCGCCAAGCGCUUGGUGUUCUUCAACAAGUGCAGCCUGCUGCUGCACGCCCGCGAGCACAAGGACAAGGGUUUGGUGAUGCAGUGCUCGCAUCUGGUGAUGCGGCCGGUGGCGCUGGAGCAGAUGAUCGGGCAGCCCGACGUGACGCCGCUGCUGGCGGUGGCGGCGGCGGAAGGAGGGAGCGCGGCGGCGGCGGCGGCGGCGGCGGCGCAGGAAACGGCGGUGCUGCCCUUGGGGACGGAGCAGAGCAGCUACAGCUGCUUCAGGUGUUUGGAGUGUAAGGAGCAGUGCAAGGACAAGGCCGGGCUGGCGGCGCAUUUCCAGCAGGUGACGGCGGGAGGAGGAAGCACGGUGUGCUCGGCGUGUCCCAUGAUCCUGGCCAACCGCUGCAGCUUCAGCGCGCACCAGCGCAUGCACCGCAGCCGCCCGCCCCACGUGUGCCCCGAGUGCGGCGGCAACUUCCUGCUGGCCAACUUCCAGAGCCACCUGCGGGAAUCCUGCCUGCACUUCUCCCGCAGGGUGGGAUACAGGUGUCCCAGCUGCUCCGUGGUGUUCGGCGGCGUCAAUUCCAUCAAGUCCCACAUCCAGAGCUCGCACUGCGAGGUUUUCCACAAGUGCCCCGUGUGUCCCAUGGCCUUCAAAUCCUCCCCCAGCGCCCAGGGCCACCUGUGCGCCCAACACCCGGCCUGCGGCGCGCAGCCCGCCAAGCUGAUUUACAAGUGUGCCAUGUGUGACACGGUGUUCACGCACAAGCCGCUGCUCUCGUCGCACUUUGACCAGCACCUGCUCCCGCAGCGCGUCAGCGUCUUCCGCUGCCCCCACUGCCCGCUGCUCUUCGCCCAGAAACGAACCAUGCUCGAGCACCUCAAGAAUUCCCACCAAGCCCCGAAAUCCAAGGACGACUCCUCCAAGAAAUCCCCGGCUCUGCUGACGCCCAAACCGGAACCUCUGGAAGCUCCGGUGGCCAAAAAUUCCGAGGAAUCCUCGAGCUCCACGGAGGAAGAGGAGCCCCCGAGCUCCCCGGAGCUGAGGAAGAGCAAACGGAGCCGAUUCCAGCGGAAAUCCGGGAAUAAAUCCAAGGGCAGCGGCUGGACCUGCGGCGUUUGCCACUCGUGGUUCCCCGAGCGCGACGAGUACGUGGCGCACAUGAAGAGGGAGCACGGAAAGUCGGUGAAGAAGUUCCCGUGCCACCUGUGCGAGCGCUCCUUCUGCUCCGCGCCCAGCCUGCGCCGCCACGUCCGCGUCAACCACGAGGGCAUCAAACGCGUCUACCCCUGCCGGUACUGCACGGAGGGGAAGCGAACGUUCAGCAGCCGCCUGAUCCUGGAGAAGCACAUCCAGGUGCGCCACGGCCUCUCCGGAGCCGACGGCCGCGGCCUGGAGCUGCCCGCGGGGCGCGGAGCCGGCGGCCAGGCUCCGUGCCGGAAGCGCAAACUCUCCUCGGACGAUUCGUGCAGCGAGGAGCCCGACAGCACCACCCCCCCCUCCCAAACCCCGCACCCCAAACCCCCCAAGGCCCCGUUCCGCUGCCGCAAGUGCGGCUUCGCCGCCGCCGCCCGCGCCGAGCUCCAGGCGCACCUGGCCCAGCACCGCGGCAACACCGCGACGACGACAACCGGAACAACAACCGGAACGACCACCGGAGCGACAACAGGCGGCAGCCAACAGUGCCGCGAGUGCGGGCUCUGCUUCGCCUCCCCCGGCUCCCUCAGCCGCCACCGCUUCAUCUCCCACAAGAAGAGGAAAGGCUCGGAUCCCGCCGAGGAGCCGGGAAGCGCCUCCCGAGGGAGCGGAGACGGUGCCGGGGGUACAGGCGGAGGAACAGGCGGAGGAGGUACAGGCGGAGCGGCGCAGGGGAAGUUGGAGUGCAAAGUUUGCGGGAGAGGAUUCGAGAGUCAGCUCAACCUGAAAACGCAUUUCCGGACCCACGGAAUGGCGUUCAUCCGCGCGCGGCAGGGAGCCGAGGAGAACUGAGGAUUCCCGGGAAUUCCUGGGAUUCCCGGGAUUCUGGGAUUCCUGGGAUUCCUGGGAUUCUGGGAUUCUGGGAUUGGCUUCAUCCGCGCGCGGCAGGGAGCCGAGGAAAACUGAGGAUUCCCGGGAAUUCCUGGGAUUCUGGGAUUCUGGGAUUGGCUUCAUCCGCGCGCGGCAGGGAGCCGAGGAAAACUGAGAUUCCCGGGAUUCUGGGAUUCCUGGGAUUCUGGGAUUCUGGGAUUGGCUUCAUCCGCGUGCGGCAGGGAGCCGAGGAGAACUGAGGAUUCCCGGGAUUCUGGGAUUCUGGGAUUCCUGGGAUUCUGGGAUUCUGGGAUUGGCUUCAUCCGCGCGCGGCAGGGAGCCGAGGAGAACUGAGAAUUCCUGGGAUUCUGGGAUUCCUGGAGUUCUGGGAUUGGCUUCAUCCGAGGAGAACUGAGAUUCCCGGGAUUCUGGGAAUGGCUUCAUCCGCGCGCGGCAGGGAGCUGAGGAGAACUGAGGAUUCCCGGGAUUCUGGGAUUCCUGGAGUUCCUGGGAUUCUGGGAUUCUGGGAUUGGUGUUCAUCCGCGCGCGGCAGGGAGCCGAGGAGAACUGAACAUUCCCGGGAAUUCCUGGGGUUCUGGGAUUCUGGGAUUCUGGAAUUCUGGGAAUGGCUUCAUCUGCGCGCGGCAGGGAGCCGAGGAAAACUGAGAUUCCCGGGAUUCUGGGAUUCCUGGGAUUCCUGGGAUUCUGGGAUUCUGGGAUUGGCUUCAUCCGCGCGCGGCAGGGAGCCGAGGAAAACUGAGGAUUCCCGGGAAUUCCUGGGAUUCUGGGAUUCUGGGAUUGGCUUCAUCCGCGCGCGGCAGGGAGCCGAGGAAAACUGAGAUUCCCGGGAUUCUGGGAUUCCUGGGAUUCUGGGAUUCUGGGAUUGGCUUCAUCCGCGUGCGGCAGGGAGCCGAGGAGAACUGAGGAUUCCCGGGAUUCUGGGAUUCUGGGAUUCCUGGGAUUCUGGGAUUCUGGGAUUGGCUUCAUCCGCGCGCGGCAGGGAGCCGAGGAGAACUGAGAUUCCUGGGAAUUCCCUGGGAUUCUGGAAUUCCUGGGAUUGGCUUCAUCCGAGCCCAGCAGGCAGCCGAGGAGAACUGAGCAUUCCCAGAAUUCCCGGAAUUCCCAGGAUUCCGGGAUUGGCUCCCAAAGCGGCCUCGAGCAGAACGGAGCAUUCCCAGGAAUCCCGGAAUUCCCACAAUUCCAGGAUCAGCCCUCAGCGUGCCCGGGAAUCUCAGAAUUCCCGGAAUUCCGGGUUGGGCUCCAAGGCCGGGAUUUGGCGCCGUGUACAUAAAACCCCCGGGAAACGCCGGAUUCGGGGGAAGGAUUUGGGAAUUCCGGGAUUCCUGGGGGCUCUUCCCAGGAAUUCCUGGAUCCGGGGAAGCUUUUCCAGCAAAAUCCAAUUUUUUUAUUUUUUAAUUUUGGGGGUUUUUUGGGCUUUUGUUUGAUUUUCCUGGAAUUUUUUUCCUGGAAUUUUUUUCCUGGAAUUCUUUUCCCCAUUGGGAACCGUUCCCGGUGUGCUCUGGGAAGGAAUUCCUGGAUCCGGAGCCUGGGAAUUCCGGAGGAUUCCUGGGAAUGACGUUCGGACACUCCCGAGGGAGGAGAAAGAAAUAAAAAAAGAGGAAAAAAUCGGGAAAAGGGAAGGAAAACUGGGAAGAAAAAAAAAAAUGGGAAAAAAACUGGGAAAGGAAUUUUUCCUUUGGGAAUGAACAACAACCCAAAAUUCCCAGGAUUGGAAAAAGGAUCCAGGGAAUCCCAGCCAGGAUUGGAAUCCCAAAUUCCAAUUUUUCCCGUGGGAAAAGUGGGAAAACCUCUCCGGAAUUCCGGACCGAGCUCCGGGGGCUUUUCCAGCUCCUUUUCCCAACCCUUUCCCAGCUUUUUUCCAGCUCCUCCUUUCCCUCGGGAUCCGGGAACUUUUCCCGCCUCAAAUCCCCCUCUGGAAAAGCCGGGAAUUCCCGGAAUUCCCUGUGGAUAACUCCCCCCUUUCCCUGUAAAGUUGUAUCAUACACUAAAAUCCAUCCCAACAA